AUGGCCAAGCUUUUUGCCCCUGUUGUUGCGGCUCUGCUGCCAGCCGUUCUGGUAACGGCGGCCCCUACCGCCGUCUCGAAUGCCACUGGGAACGGCUGCACUGUCACGGAAUACGCCGACAUUGCCAACGCGGUCGCGACCUGUACUGAUAUUACGCUCUCAAACAUCGCUGCACCCGCGAACAGCCCCAUCGAUCUCCAGAAGCUCCAGCAAGGGGCCACCGUCACGUUCGAUGGCACGACAACCUUUGCCACCACCGUUGACAAAAAAUUCGACCCUAUCAUCAUCUCCGGCACUGACAUAACCGUCACCGGUGCCCCUGGCCAUGUGAUCGAGGGCAACGGCGCCGCGUACUGGGACGGCCUGGGAUCCAACGGCGGUGGUGACAAGCCCAACCACUUUGUCGUUGUGAAGAAGACCACCAACGCCAAGAUCACCAACCUGAACAUCAAGAACUGGCCCGUCCACUGCUUCUCCAUGACCGGCAACCAGGGACUGACGGUCUCCGGUAUCAACCUGGACAACUCUGCCGGCGACGAGCCCAACGCCCAGAGCGGAAGCAAGGCCGCCGCCCACAACAGCGACGGCUUCGACAUCUCCUCGAGCAGCAACGUCCUCCUGGAGAACAUCAGGGUCCACAACCAGGACGACUGCGUCGCCGUCACCAGCGGGACCAACAUCACCGUCAACAACCUCUACUGCUACGGAGGCCACGGCCUGAGCAUCGGGUCCAUCGGCGGCAAGAGCGACAACACGGUCGACGGCGUCGUCUUUUCCAACUCGGAGAUCAUCAAGAGCUCCAACGGCUGCCGCAUCAAGUCCAACUCCGGCACCACCGGUGAGGUCAGCAACGUCACGUACCAGAACAUCACCCUCACGGACAUCGACACCUACGGCAUCGACGUCCAGCAGGACUACCUCAACGGCGGCCCGACCGGCGAGCCCACCAACGGCGUCAAGAUCUCGGGCAUCCGCUUCAUCGACGUCGCCGGCACCGCCACCGACCAUGGCUACAACUACUACAUCCUCUGCGGCGAGGGCAGCUGCUCCGACGUCACCUUUGAGAACACCAAGAUCACCGGCGGCGGCAAGGGCGGCAGCUGCAACUUCCCUGCCAGCGGAUGCCCGUCAUGA
Messenger RNA from Colletotrichum higginsianum IMI 349063, 1134 nucleotides. RefSeq names its product Glycosyl hydrolase family 28. Gene Ontology annotation, cellular component: extracellular region. Gene Ontology annotation, biological process: pectin catabolic process. Gene Ontology annotation, molecular function: polygalacturonase activity. Bases 1 to 1134 code for a protein of 377 amino acids. NCBI's taxonomy places the organism in Eukaryota, Fungi, Ascomycota, Sordariomycetes, Glomerellales, Glomerellaceae. The record is from RefSeq and is a predicted model, not a curated record. The transcript has 4 exons.